Melampsora larici-populina 98AG31 is the source of this 2340-nucleotide messenger RNA. RefSeq lists its product as uncharacterized. NCBI's taxonomy places the organism in Eukaryota, Fungi, Basidiomycota, Pucciniomycetes, Pucciniales, Melampsoraceae. Gene Ontology annotation, biological process: attachment of mitotic spindle microtubules to kinetochore. Bases 1 to 2232 code for a protein of 743 amino acids. Gene Ontology annotation, cellular component: Ndc80 complex. The record is from RefSeq and is a predicted model, not a curated record. The transcript is spliced from 8 exons.
AUGGACCCACGUCGAAGAACACUCGCCAGCACUGAACCUCAAGCUUCUUCUCAUAUUCCUGUCCCAUCAUCAGCUUUGAAACGUCAAGUUCCACAAACUAUCAACCGAGACCCAAACACUCGCUACUCCUUAGCACCUCAGCGUUCUACUAAUAGUCUCCAGAGCAGCCGACAAUCUUACUUGCCAAGCAACUCACAGCCCAAGUACUCUCAAAACUCGGACGCGCCCUUCAAUUCAUCCCAAACUUCCAACCACCAACGUUCGAAUUCUCAGCAAAAUGACCCGCGACGGUCGUCGAUUUAUCAGGCUCCAUAUAAUGCAUUACGACAAAGUACAAGUACCGGAAAUCUACCUAAUGCCACCAGGAUGCCUGCCUCUGCAAGUAGACCAGAUCAUGCUCAUCUUCGAUACAGUAACAUGAACGAUUUUGCUUCAAAUGCUACACUUCAUUACCCUGUCACACCUGGUUCGAACAUCAACAGAUCCAACUUUCAAAACUCAAUUCAACGUAGCUCAUCAGCUGGCAUGAUGUUUCCUCCUCACAAUCAACCUAAUGCACCAAUUUUUGGUACACCAGUAUUUGGCAAAGAUCCGAGACCGAGAGAUAAGAAGACUAUCGCAGCUUGGCAACAGGAUGUUUAUGAUUUUUUAAUCGAAAGAGGAUAUACAACCAUAACAAUCAAAGCACUCCAAACUCCUACCAAUAAAGACUUUCAAAACAUUUUAAAGUAUCUAGUCCAGUGCUCUGAUCCAGGGCACCGUUGGGGUGUGAAUGGAAAGAAAUUUGAAGAUGAAGUGAUACCUCUUUUAAAACAAAUGGGGUAUGUUGCUGUUGAUACGAUCACUAAGAGUGGAUUACAAGCUGCUGGUAGUAUGCAUACUUGGCCAACGAUGCUAGCUAUGUUACACUGGAUUGUGAUGACCAUCAAGCUUCGCGAAGAAGCAAUGAUGAAUCCACAUGUUUGUCUAGAUCCAAACAGCGAGCCAUCCUCGCAAGACCCGCAUUGUCAAGCCAUGGCAACGACUAGUCGUUGGUUAGAGUACCUUGGUCGUACAUACCCUUCAUUCCUCCAGACUGAUGACUAUGAUAGGGAGCUUCAUAAACCACCACUUGAGGACUUUUAUCAGAGACAAAGGGAUGCGCUCUUAUCAGAAAUUGAACAACUAGAGUCAUUGGCAGCGAUGGAAGAGGCUGAGUCAUUGGCAGCGAUGGAAGAGGCUGAGACAGCACGCAAGAAAGCACGACCUUCUCCAUUAGAAGCAUCACAAAAAGAGCAUGCCAAGCUGGCCCGAGAUGCUGAAGGAUUUUCAACUUAUAUCAGUAAAAUGAAGGAUCAAAUUGUGAAAUCUGAGAAACAAAACGAGGCAUUACAGAAGAGUUUGGGAUCGACAGAACUCAAGUUAAAAGAUCUCUCACACAAGAAAGCUGAUUUACUGGUAAAGGUCGAGAAACAAAACAUCAGUGAUGCCGAACUACAACAGAUCUCGUCCACUCGAGUGCAACUAGAAAGAUCGGCAGCAGCAGCAGCCACGAAACAUCUACAAUUAACAGAAGCGAUGAUGGAUUUGGAAAUCAAAUCAUCACAAGCAUCAGAUCGCUUAGAGAAGCUAAUCACGAGCUAUCAGAACAAAGCUGUUAAGCUUGGAUUAAUACCUCGAGCACCUGAACCAUUUGACGAGAUUGACUUUAGUCAAAGUGUGAAUGGAGGAUCUGAUCAAUUACCCGACCCCACGAUCGAGAUCAAACCUGCUUUGGUUCAACUAAAGAAGAAUGCGAUUGACAGUCGUUUAGGACUAAGUGAUCAAGUUUUGUCUAUGGAAGAAAAACUUUUGAAUGUUAAUGAAACUGAACAGGAGAAGAGAGAAGGUUUACAGGUUUUGGAGAUGUCUGUUCAAGAACUCACUAAACAACUUGAAGAAGAUAAAGAGAAAUUUUCUUUGGAGAUGAGCAUGAUGAACGAACAAACCGACUCGCUUUUACGUAGGAUUCAUGAAUUACAAAGUGUAAGAGAAAACAAUCAAUUGACUUUGAAACAUGAAGUAGAAGCAUUGAGAGUCAGGCACAGUGAAACUAAAAGAAGAAUAGCACAAUUAACCAAAGAAAAUGUAGAUGAGAUGAAUUCUACUUUGGGAGUGAUUUUAAGACAUAAAGAAUCGAUUGGAGAAAAGACUAGGAUGUUGAAAUCCUUGGCUGAUUCAAUGGGAGAUUCGAAUCUGAUGAGUGAACUUUAAGAAAUAUAACUUGUGAAUCGAACCUAUUCUUUUUUUGUAUCUUUCGCUUCUUAAGACAGUUUUUUUAUUUAGGUUUGGGAAUGAGAUGUUAAGAAUUUCUGUAUUCCU